Molecule: messenger RNA, 246 nt
Organism: Ceraceosorus guamensis
Lineage: Eukaryota; Fungi; Basidiomycota; Exobasidiomycetes; Ceraceosorales; Ceraceosoraceae
Product: zf-DNL-domain-containing protein
Exons: 2
Biological process (GO): protein import into mitochondrial matrix; protein stabilization; protein folding
Cellular component (GO): mitochondrion
Molecular function (GO): protein-folding chaperone binding; zinc ion binding
Source: RefSeq, a predicted model, not a curated record
GAGAGGAAGCUCGCCUUGUCUUUUACGUGCACCGUCCCCAAUUGUGGACAUAGGAGUGCGCACGAAUUCACGGCCAGAGCAUAUCAAAAGGGCAUUGUGAUCGUCGAGUGCCCGGGAUGCAAAAAUAGGCACCUCAUUGCGGACCAUCUUGGCUGGUUCAAAGAUUCAAACGAGGCGCGGACUGUGGAAGAGAUGGUGCGUGCUCACGGCGGGCGGGUACGUACAGGCACGAAGGCCUCGGAUGGC